AUGGAGAAAUCAAGUGGAAGAGAGCCCAUUGCUCUGUCCACAAUGGAGACUGGCAUAGAGAACCCAGGGCUGGAGCUCAUGGAAGAAGAAGUAAAGCCUGAGGGAAGCAGGAAGACCGAAGCCCCAGGACACAGCCUCGGGGAUGGGCUGGACCCUCCUUCCACUCACCAGAGGAAUCAAUGGCCCUUCACCAAGGCAAGAAGUUUCUGCAAAACAUAUGCCAGCUUCUUCAAGAAGAUCCUGUUGGGCCUGUUGUGUUUGGCCUAUGCUGCCUACUUCCUGGCAGCUUGCAUCUUGAAUUUCCAAAGGGCACUGGCCUUGUUUGUCAUCACUUGUUUUGUCAUCUUUGUCCUGGUUCACCGCUUUCUGAAAAAACUCUUUGGCCAAAAAUUAACAAGCUGUCUGAAGCCUUUUGAAAACUCCCGCCUGAGGUUUUGGACAAAAUGGGUGUUUGCAGGAGUCUCCUUGGUUGGCCUUAUACUGUGGCUGUGUCUAGACACAGCCCAAAGGCCAGAGCAGUUGAUCUCCUUUGCAGGAAUCUGCAUGUUUGUCAUCAUCCUUUUUGCCUGCUCCAAACAUCACCGUGCAGUGUCAUGGAGGACAGUGUUUUGGGGCCUGGGCCUUCAAUUUGUCUUUGGGAUCUUGGUCAUCAGAACUGAUCCUGGAUUUAUUGCGUUUCAGUGGCUGGGAGAGCAGGUUCAGAUUUUCCUGAACUACACUGUGGCUGGCUCCAGUUUCGUCUUUGGAGAUACACUUAUCAAGGAUGUCUUUGCUUUUCAGUCCUUACCAAUCAUCAUUUUCUUUGGAUGCAUUAUGUCCAUUCUCUACUACCUGGGCCUUAUGCAGUGGGCAGUUCAGAAGGUUGCCUGGUUUUUGCAAGUCACCAUGGGCACCACUGCCACAGAGACCCUGGCUGUGGCAGGAAACAUCUUUGUGGGUAUGACAGAGGCACCUCUGCUCAUCCGUCCCUACCUUGGAGACAUGACGCUCUCUGAAAUCCAUGCAGUGAUGACUGGAGGGUUUGCUACCAUUUCAGGCACUGUGUUGGGAGCCUUCAUAUCCUUUGGGGUUGAUGCAUCAUCCUUGAUUUCUGCCUCUGUGAUGGCUGCCCCUUGCGCUCUCGCCUUAUCAAAGCUAGUAUAUCCCGAAGUGGAGGAGUCCAAGUUCAAGAGUGAGGAGGGGGUAAUACUGCCUCGUGGGAAAGAGAAGAAUAUCCUGGAAGCUGCCAGCAGUGGAGCCACAGAUGCCAUAGGCCUUGCUACUAAUGUAGCAGCCAACCUGAUCGCUUUUUUGGCUGUGUUGGCCUUCAUCAAUGCUGCCCUCUCCUGGCUGGGGGAACUGGUGGACAUACAGGGGCUCUCUUUCCAGGUCAUCUGCUCCUAUAUCCUAAGGCCCAUGGUUUUCAUGAUGGGUGUAGAGUGGACAGACUGUCCAAUAGUGGCUGAGUUGGUGGGAAUCAAGUUCUUCACCAAUGAGUUUGUGGCCUAUCAGCAACUGUCUCAAUACAAGAACAAACGUCUCUCCGGAGUGGAAGAGUGGAUCGAGGGCGAGAAACAGUGGAUUUCUGUGAGAGCUGAAAUCAUUACAACAUUUUCACUCUGUGGAUUUGCCAAUCUUAGUUCCAUAGGAAUUACAUUAGGAGGCUUGACAUCAAUGGCACCUCAACGGAAGAGUGAAAUGUCCAAGACUGUGAUCAGUGCCCUCUUCACAGGGGCCUGUGUAUCCCUUAUCAGUGCAUGUGUGGCAGGAAUCCUCUAUGUCCCUAGGGGAGCUGAAGCUGACUGUGUCUCCUUCUUAAACACAAGUUUCACCAAUAGAACCUACGAGACCUACGUGUGCUGCAGAGGGCUCUUUCAGAGUACUUUCCUGAAUGGCACCAACCCUCCUUCUUUUUCUGGUCCCUGGGAAGACAAGGAGUUCAGUGCCACGGCCCUUGCUAACUGCUGUGGACUCUACACCAACGCCAUCUGUGCCUAA
Molecule: messenger RNA, 1977 nt
Organism: Carlito syrichta (Philippine tarsier)
Lineage: Eukaryota; Metazoa; Chordata; Mammalia; Primates; Tarsiidae
Gene: SLC28A2
Product: solute carrier family 28 member 2
Exons: 17
Coding region: 1-1977 (658 amino acids)
Biological process (GO): nucleoside transmembrane transport; retina homeostasis
Cellular component (GO): membrane
Molecular function (GO): nucleoside:sodium symporter activity; purine nucleoside transmembrane transporter activity
Source: RefSeq, a predicted model, not a curated record